AGGGCGCGCGGAGAUCAAUACACUAAUUAACCAAUACCCUGUGAGCGCACGUGAAAAUCUAUAUAACCGCAUCUCUAUCACCAGGUGGCUUUUCAAGUGUGUCUCUCUAUGCGCUUGUCUCUCGCUUGCGUAUGCGCGCGUAAGGUGUUUUAGGAGCGAUCAAACAAAAGUGCAGAGCGGUCAGAGCGACAGUUCAGUAUAUUCAGUGCAGGAUUAGUUUAAACUUUGUUUUGCUGUGGAAUCGUCUGGAUCCGCACCCUAAACUCGCGUCCCCAAACAGAAGAGACUAGAGAGACCCCCAAAUGGGAUCUGUUCUGGAUUGAAUUAAAUUUCUGUCUAAAGUAAAAGGGGGGAAUAAUUCCAGUCGGAGGAGAUUACAAGUGUUUUUCCCCUAAAAGAUAAUUGUACUUCAAAUAGCAUUUGUAUUGACCAGCUCGUGUGACUCUCUUUUAUGAAAUUCAAACUCCUGCAUUGGUGCUGUUUCCCACCAGGAGUUUUGUUUGUAUAAUCAGAACUCGAGAAAGCAGAGGUGAUGUUUGUGUUGAAAGCUGUGGUGUGUUUUGGAGCGGUGCUUUGUGUAGUGUUCGGUGGGGCUGGGGCUCAAUCGUGCCCGUCUCAGUGCUCCUGCAGCGGGACAGCGGUGGACUGCCACGGUCAGAGACUGCGGAGCGUGCCACGGAAUAUUCCCCGCAACACUGAACGACUUGACCUGAAUGCAAAUAAUCUGACUAAAAUCACGAAGGCAGAUUUUGCGGGACUGCGGAACCUCAGAGUUCUGCAGUUGACGGAGAACAAGAUUAGUUCUAUAGAGAGAGGGGCAUUUCAGGACCUGAAAGAGCUGGAAAGACUGCGUCUCAACAGGAAUAAUCUUCAGGUUCUUCCGGAGUUGCUGUUUCUGGGCACAACCAAACUGUUCAGACUGUAA
This is a messenger RNA of Xyrauchen texanus (razorback sucker), 925 nucleotides long. Its product is annotated as slit homolog 2 protein-like. The coding region runs from base 533 to 925 and encodes 130 amino acids. The transcript has 4 exons. The record is from RefSeq and is a predicted model, not a curated record. Gene Ontology annotation, molecular function: protein binding. NCBI's taxonomy places the organism in Eukaryota, Metazoa, Chordata, Actinopteri, Cypriniformes, Catostomidae.